AGCCGAAGAAGAAGUCGUCAGUGUCACGUGACAAGUUUUGCCGGUUAAACUUCCUGUUGUUAAUUCAGCUUAUUUUUCUUUUGUCUUUUCUUUUAAAGUCUUAUUUGUUCAACAUUUAAUUUGACUGGGAGUUCAAGGUGUGUUAAUUUAACGCCUCUUAUGUGUGGUAGUGACUGGUGAUUGGGGAAUCACCGGAUCAGCUAAGGAGACCUGUCAGCCAAUGCUACCUGCUAAAGCUCGCUGUCCCUCGUAUUUACUCGGGAGUCACAGCCGCAACACGGACGUCUCUGUAGAUUUCGCUUUAGUCUUUCAGCCUGUUGGACCGCCGAGCUUUUACAUUAGGUGAAUAAAACGUUGUCUGUUUGCCGUCUAGCACAAUGGCUAAUUUGCUUUCAAUGCAAUACCUCAUCUCCUUGAGAAAACCUGGAAAUCUAACUAAUUUAAGGACUGCUGCUCUGGGCAUCAGGAAGCGAAACUACAACAGUAAAAAGGGGGAAUCAAGCGAAUAUCUGCACCGAAGUGUCGUCCCUUCAAUGCAUUACCAGAAGAGUUUACCCAGGUAAGGAAUCACAGGUGACUUUGGUUUAGCAUUUUUCAUUUUACCCCAACAUAUGGCUUCGUACAUCCUAGCUAUUAUUUCAAAUGAAUGUCAACAGUUUUUAGAUGUUACAUGGGCUGUGAGAGGUAUUUUUAGUAACAGAAGGUGACCCAGGAGGCUUUUGAAUUAAUUUAGGUGAAAGUGCAUAUGCAGUUAAAGAAAUGGCCGCUAGGGGGCAUUGGCAGGACUUUAUCUUGCACCGAUCCCUGAACAUCUUUCCCUAUAUUUCUUCCUCUUGGACGGCUUAAUUUUUAUGUAAUUUCUGCAGGCUUCCCAUUCCAAAACUUGAAGAUACUAUAAGGAGGUAUUUGGCUGCCCAGAGGCCUGUAUUGGAUGAUGAACAGUUCAAGUAAGUGUUCUCAAACUAAUUAACCAUUUAAGUUGAUUAUUAGAUACUUACACAUUGAUCUGAUUCUCUUUUUAAAUAUUAUCUGCAACAUUUUUGUUUGUUUCCCCUGCAGAACAACCGAGAAACAUGCGCAUGAUUUCCAGAAUGGUAUGGGGAAACAGCUGCAUGAAGAACUGGUUGCGCAGGACAAAAACAACAAGCACACAAGCUACAUCUCAGGUAUUUUUGCCAUCCUGACAGAACACAACUUUGAAAUGAGAUUCAUUUAUACACACAAUCUCUGAUGAGUAAUAGGGCCACUUUGAAGUCACGUUUUGUUUGUAGAUUUCAGGAUUUCAGCUGUAAUUUUCUGAGAAUGAAGUGGUAAUAUUACAAGAAUAAGGCCUUGAAAAAGUUGCGGUGUCAUCCUCUUAAUAGAACUACAUCGUAGUAUUGUAAGAUCAAAUUUUCAAUGUCACAAAAUAAAAGAAAAAAAAAAAGUCAAUUUCAGGCUUGCAACAUUAUGAAGGGAAGGAUAGGAAGAGCAACCUAAAUUAAAAUGAUGAACAUGGAGCAUUUUGAGAUUAUACUCAAAUAUAAUCUAAUUUUCAAAAACGUAACAUUUAAAUUUCUUGUAUUUGACCUUAUUUGAUUGAAUUAACAGUUUCACUUUUUUUCUUUUCUUCCUUACUGUGGCCUUAAUCCUCUGUCAUACUGAUGACUGUGGCUGAGUUCGAUUUUUUUUUUUUGUAAUUUCAGGACCAUGGUUUGACAUGUAUCUUUCUGCACGUGACUCUGUGGUGCUAAACUUCAACCCUUUUAUGUCCUUUAAUCCUGACCCCAAAAUGGAGAACAACGACCAGCUUGUGCGAGCGACCAAUGUGGUGUGUUCAGCGGUGCGCUUCAUGAAAACACUACGAGCUGGAUUGUUGGAGCCGGAGGUUUUCCAUCUCAAUCCAGCAAAGAGUGACACAGACAGCUUUAAAAAGUUCAUCCGUUGGGUCCCAUCCUCACUGUCUUGGUAUGGAGCGUACAUGGUAAAUGCUUACCCCCUAGACAUGUCGCAGUACUUUCGCCUCUUCAACUCCACUCGGAUUCCAAAGCAGGGGCGAGACGAGCUCUUCACUGAUGAGAGAGGGCGACAUCUCCUAGUUAUGAGGAAAGGAAACAUGUAUGUGUUUGACAUUGUAGACAGGGAUGGGAAUUUGGUGAGCCCUGCAGAGAUCCAGUCCCACUUGAAGUACAUUUUGUCUGACCAGACUCCAGCACCUGCCUUCCCUCUGGGGGUCCUGACCAGUGAGAACAGGGACACUUGGGCUGGGCUGAGGGAGAAGCUGAUAGCUGCUGGAAAUUCAGAGGAUUUACAGGUUGUUGACAGCGCUCUUUUCUGUCUCUCUCUGGAUGAUGAAAGUAUGAAGGACCACAUUCAUAUCUCGCACAACAUGCUGCAUGGCGACGGCUGCAACCGGUGGUAUGACAAGUCCUUCAGCGUCAUUUUGACCAAAGAUGGACAGGCAGCCAUCAAUUUUGAGCACUCGUGGGGAGAUGGUGUAGCUGUGCUUCGCUUUCAGAAUGAGAUCUUCAAAGACACAACAGAGAAGCCCCUGAUCCACCCAGGAUCUGCUCCUGCUGCUGUGGAUUCAGCCUCUGCUGUCCGCAGACUGCAGUUCAAGCUGAAUAGCGAGCUUGAGAACGGCAUCAAAAAAGCAAAGGAGAACUUUGACUCAGCUGUGUCAAAACUAACCAUCGAUGCCAUGGAGUUCAAGAAAGGUGGGAAGGAACAGCUAAAGAAAAGCAAGUUAAGUCCAGAUGCAAUAGUUCAGUUGGCUUUUCAGAUGGGCUUCUUGAGGCAGUAUGGACAGACAGUGGCCACAUAUGAGUCCUGCAGCACUGCAGCCUUUAAACACGGCCGUACAGAAACCAUCCGGCCUGCCACCAUACACACCGCAAAGUGUGCCCAUGCAUUUGUACAUCAACCAGGGAAACACAGUGUGGAGCAACUGCAGGGCAUGCUCAGUGAGUGCUCCAAAUAUCAUGGGCAGCUCACCAAGGAAGCAGCUAUGGGUGCGUACAGGGCAUUUUAAAAUUUUGUUUACUUUACUACAAUUCCUUACACCCCCAAACAUUCAAAAUGUUGCAGUUCCUCUAGAAGACAAUCAAAGUAAUGGUAGAUGUGAUUUGAAGUAAUCCCUCUGGAAGACAUCUUAUCAUGUCGUCAAUUUUGUGAUGCUUUGUUUGUUAAUUGACAUGACAGGAUGUUUACACUGAGCCGCCUUCAUCAUUGUGCAGUACCUGCAUUUAACGCUUGGACAUGCCAGAUGCAGUAGCACACUGAAGAGCACAUUAGAUUGAUACAAAAAACAUAAAAGAUUGAACCUGUUUUGAAAAUAUGACCAAAGUUUUAGAGUUAAUGUGUAGACAGGAUCGAUAAAAGAACAAGAUUUAAAAAUUUUUUCCCCCCUUUUUUGAGCGUAAUAUAACUGAAUGAAAAAUCCAAUAAAUGAAGAGAGACAGUACAUGAAAGUAAACAAUCUGGACACUGGCUUGAGAUACAUAAAAAUUUCUGAACUGUAACUUGUGUAAAGCUACUACAAAGCUACAAGAGGGAUGUUAUAAAGCCUAAAAGUUAGCAUAAUAUCCCUGCUGUAACUGUGCAAAUAUAGUAGAUGAAUUCUGUGUGAUUAGCUGGGAGUGGUGAUAUCCGUGGACAUACCGUUUUGAAAAACCUUUAAUCUUAAUUUAAUACAUUUUUCCAAACAAACAUUUUAUUGCGUAGGAAUAGGCGACCUACAAAGUCCUUGGAGGUCAUAGAAUUGUUUCUCCUACAGGUCCAAAAUAGUGAAUGUUUUUAUCAUGACACUAUUUGUAUAUCAAAUUGAAAUACAUAAAGAUACAAAGAAUUGUCAGGCUGUUUUUUUUUCUACCUGCAUGAAACUGUAAAAAGACUCAUAAUCUAGGACUCCAAGUUCUAUGAAUAAUGGAAAGAAGGAGUGAUUUCAGACAAACUGGUCUCAAAACACACAAACACGCACUUUGCUGUAACAUAAUUUUCUCUGUCUUUAGGCCAAGGCUUUGACCGUCAUCUCUUCGCCAUGCGAUACCUUGCCAAUUCAAAGGGCCAGGCUUUGCACAGUCUGUAUACAGACCCAGCUUAUGCUGCCAUCAACCACAACAUCCUGUCUACCAGCACCCUCACCAGUCCAGCUGUGAGUCUGGGCGGCUUUGCCCCAGUGGUGCCCGAUGGCUUUGGUGUGGGCUACGGAGUCCAUGAUGACUGGAUCGGCUGCAAUGUGUCCAGUUACCCGGCUCGUAAUGUCCAUGAGUUCCUGCAAUGUGUGCACAAGUCAUUGGAGGACAUUUUCACUGUUCUAGAGGGAAAAGCGCUCAGUUAAGAAAACAUGUUUUCACCAAAGUGAGAAAAAGAGAAGGUUAAUGUCUUUAUUGUAAUUACCUGAAGUUUCAUUGAUAAAAACACAAAGAAAGUAGAACAAGUGCUAUAUUAAUACAAAAGAGAAGUGCUUGUCAAAUCAUGGUGCUUUAGCAAUUAUUUUGGAACUUAAAUGCAUAGCAACAGACCAGACAUGAAUCACAUUACCGAUAAAAAUCCCUGAUUAACACCACAUAAUGUUAAAAAAAUUACACCUUCCUACUUUAAUCGAUAAAUUCAUGACUUUCCAUGAAAGAAAAUCAUUAUGGUGUCACCCAAAUCAAAGAGGAAAUUGAUUCUGACAGCUGUAGACAAAAAAACUUUGGUUACUCCAGUUGUAUGGCCUCACAAAACACUGAAGAACAUUGUGAGUCCUGUAUAUACUAUUUAUGAAAUUAGGCUUUUGAGAUUUAGAUAAGUCUUUGCAGUGUUUCCAAGAAUAGAGCUUUGUGCCUUAUUAAAAUGUGAAUUAAAGAUCAUUUGCUGAUCAGCACUGUAAUAACUUAUCAUGAAACCUGGUCAUUUACAGCCUUCUUGAUCUAAGUGUCUUUUGAAAUAAAAUUUAAUUGAAAAUUUUACUCAAACUGCAGUUUCAAUUUAAUUACACUACAAUGCUUCUACUUACUGUUACCAUUUUGAAACUUGAUCUUAAUUGUAAUAAGUAAACCUGUGUUGAUAACAGCAAGGAAUACCUAAAGAAAUACAUCACGUAAGACAAAAGAUGUCUUUUUACUCUUUAUUUAAAAUAAAAAACAGUUCCAUUUCCAAAGCAAAUGUACAAAUGCGGAAGUCAACAACAGAAACAUUAGCUAAAGCAAUUAAAACAAACUGAAUUUGAGAUUUAGAUAGGCUUGAUCUUGAAGUGAAGGCCAAUGAGACUGAAGACAAGACAUUUCAGAUCUUGCACCAGGUAGUAGAACACCCGUAGACCCUCAGGGUCCCUGAAACACAGCACAUUUGAAGUGUUAGGCAAUCCCUCAGAUCAGAAACUUGACAAAAAUUUUAACGAUGUUCAACUCACAACCUGACAAAACUUUUUUAACAAAGUUCUACUCACUUUGACUGGUUGACGUCAAUCAAGGAGCCAAUUUUGGAAGUUGUGAAAGAAAUGUGCUCAUCUCCAAUGACGAUCUCCAGUUCCUGUUAAGUUUCAAAAACAUCACCAAAAUCAUCAUUGAGAAGUUAAUGACGAGUGUUCAUGUAAAAAUCUGUGACCUGUGAAGCUCCCAAAUCUAUGAACAUUAGGAAAAGACAUCAAUGGAUAAAAAUGCUAAUAGCCAGAGUGCUUUCAUGGUUAUGUGGGUUAACAAACUAUGUAUCAUUUUUCAGCAAAAACCAUGUCAUGAUAUUUGGUGACAGUUAUCAAAAUGUCACUUGUUAAAAAUUAGCAUGAGCAACUACUACUAAGUAUACAACAAUGUGUGGUGGAGGUCUCUGGUUGUUACAGAAUAUGGGGUAAAUGCCUGCAAGGCAAUCAGCACUAUGAACAGGUUUAAUGCAGCAUAUUGUGUUCAGUGUUAAUGAACGGGGUCACAAACCUGUCUGCCGACUCGAUCAGGAGGAGGCCACAGCGCAUCGUCUUCUUUGGUGAUCUCACUGUCAUCGAUGAUCCUCUUCAGCUCUUCCAUCACACUUUUGUGCACAUAUGCCUAAAAUGAUAGAGCAACACAUGAACAAAAGGUAGACUUUGUACAUGCUAAGAGGACUAUAUGAAGUUGAAUUGGAGGAUGCCGGUGUAGUGUUAGCUCCAGUUCAACUUCAUAUCGACUCAGGUGCAACAUGGCCUAAACC
Molecule: messenger RNA, 6144 nt
Organism: Xyrichtys novacula (pearly razorfish)
Lineage: Eukaryota; Metazoa; Chordata; Actinopteri; Labriformes; Labridae
Source: the annotation of a GenBank genome assembly